UUCCCCUUCUCGAACAUCAAUAAGAUCAAGACAAAACUGAAGCAGGUGGCAUCAACUAACGUUGAAGAGGUCAAAAAGUUCUUUACAAAAUAUGAUUAUAAACAAUCUGGCAAAGUGCCGUUUGAAUUGUUUAGGAGCUUACUAAUCAAAGUUUCCGGCGACGAACUAACGGAACAUGAGAUUUUAACCGUGGCCCGGCAUCAUCGCAUUCAAGAGAAGGUGGAAGUCAGUCUAGAAGCGAUACAGUCAGAGGCUCAUGACUUAUUACGAAAGAACAACUUUGAUGGCUUCAGAAAAUUAGAAACACUUUGUUAUCACCGAGACGUAGAUCGGAAGGGUUGGCUGUAUCCCGAGCAGGUUCGAAGUGUAUGCCAUUCGUUGAAGAUGCCCCUCACAGACGAUACUUUAAAUGAACUAUGGGCAAGGUUGCAGAAAGAUCAGUUCGGGGAUUAAUUACUACGAUUUCAAUAAACUGGUCAACUGGCGCGAGUUUCCUGUACCAGGCCCAACAAAGUUAGAACAGCAGCAGAAGAAACGCCAAUUCACCUAUGUCGAUUACAAGGCCCUGAUGCACGAGCUAUACGGGCAAUGAUCAGUUCAAUAUUCACACGUUUGAUGUACUCCGCUGUAACACGACAUUCCAAAAAUGAAAAUAAAUAAAUAAAUAAAAAUAAAAACGUUUUAAAAGAAAUGGGUAAAAUUGGGAAACGAAAUUUAUGCAGAUUGGUGAAGCAAAUUGUUGUUAUUUUUUCAUCCCAGUUACCCACAUUUGAAAAAAAAACGUCUACCACUCUAAGAAACAAAGAUUACAGAAAAUCGCGACAAGAUUCAAAAUGUAAAGUGACGGUUUUCUUUUAAAUCCGUUGUUUAAGAUUUUAUAUGUUGUAAAUAUUUCGGUUGGAGAAUGUCACGUCAAACGAUUAAGGAGUUCAAUUAUAAUAACAAAAUUUAUACAUUA
Saccoglossus kowalevskii is the source of this 958-nucleotide messenger RNA. Its product is annotated as EF-hand domain-containing family member C2-like. Gene Ontology annotation, cellular component: microtubule. The record is from RefSeq and is a predicted model, not a curated record. Gene Ontology annotation, biological process: regulation of neuron projection development. Gene Ontology annotation, molecular function: calcium ion binding. Lineage: Eukaryota; Metazoa; Hemichordata; Enteropneusta; Harrimaniidae.